This is a messenger RNA of Lates calcarifer (barramundi perch), 4235 nucleotides long. It is a transcript of the gene borcs6, whose product is annotated as BLOC-1 related complex subunit 6. Bases 118 to 1461 code for a protein of 447 amino acids. Lineage: Eukaryota; Metazoa; Chordata; Actinopteri; Centropomidae. Gene Ontology annotation, cellular component: BORC complex. The record is from RefSeq and is a predicted model, not a curated record. Gene Ontology annotation, biological process: lysosome localization. The transcript is spliced from 7 exons.
CGCCCUUUUUAUUAUAAAGCGGAACUGUUGUGUUGUGGUUUGAGGGGAAGGAUUUUCAGACCGGACUCGGCUGCUGCUUACAUCUUUCAGGAUAGAGGCUGCUCCGCAGGUGGAGGGAUGAGUCUCUCCCCUGUGAUUGGCACAGAAGUGCCAGAAACAGCUAAUGGAGUUGUGAUACCUGUUGCUUCGGAGAAUGGCCCUCAUGUAUCAGUUUCGGUGAAGUGUGGGGGGAGCAGAGCUCCUUGUCUUGGGGAGGCAUCAGAGGACGGCUCUCUCAGACACACAGACAACUAUGUAGAUGUAGAAAACAGAGUUUACGAUGGUGAAGGUCACUUGGAUGCAGAGAUGGCUAUUAAUGAGAGAGCGUCUAGUUUAUCAUUGCACACCCCUCAGGUGACAGACCCCUCCCUCCCCACUGCCACAUGCACAGGAGACUCAGAAUCAGGAUCCAUCAUCAGAUACAUUCAUGAGUCCUCUAACACUGUUGAGCCUCCUGGUGCAGCUCUGCUUUGGGACUCAGCACACACCAAAGACUCACCUCAGCGAGGAGGACCUGUCUCUACAGACAGACAGCAGACAGAGGCAGAGACAGACAGAGGCACUGACAGCCAAGAGGAUGAGGAAGAUGGAGAGAAGGAGAAACAGGAUGAGGAGGAUGAUGAGAAGAAUGAAAACAAGUGGAGGAAUCAGUAUGCAGGAGAGAGAACACAAAUGGAGUCUUCACAACACUACUCGUCCUCAGCCCCUGGUCCUAGCACCUCGUCCUCUUCCUCUCCCCCACCUCCUCUUCUUCCCUCAGAUGAUGGCCCCUGCCCUCCCCAUGUCAUGGCCCAGGUAUGGGUUCGCAACGUGCGAGGGAUGCAGGAUAGCAAAAGCCUGGAUGAAAUCAGCCAAGCGUGUGGAGGUGGUUUGGGUGCCCGGGUAGGGGGCAGAGGUGGUCAGUCAGAGGGCCGACGGGCCACAAUCUCCUCGGCUCUGGAGCUGGAGGGGACAGUCAGCCAUGAUGGAGACCUGACUAACUUUAUCACCAAGAACCUGGAGCAGAAGAUCAAGAUGAGUUCCAAGCCCAGUCUUGACUGCAGUGACUCCGACUGUUCAGGUCCCAUCUACCGAAGUCGGGGGUUAUCACGCAGACCAGCGGAUAUCCCACCCAUUGAUCCUGCUGUCCUGUUGGACCUUCAGAGACACACACAGGAAGUGGCGCACAGUGUGGAGAUGAUGAUGCGGAGCCUCAAUGGAACCAUCCAGAAUAUGACAGCUCUGAGUGUGGGCUACAUCCAGACCUACAGAGACUCGGUUGACAGCCUGGGGGAGUCUGUGGACAUGAGCAUAAAGGGCAUGUACACGCUGAUGGCUCGCUGUGAGGAGUUGGAUCGUUCCAUGCAGCCCAUACACACACUGGCCGCACAGAUCCGUGACAUCAAACGGACCCUGGACACCCUGGAGGCAAUCUGCAAGUAACCCUGCAUGUCUGGUACAAAAACACAUCCCAGCUGCAAAGAUCCAACAUCAAGCACAUCCUGAAUGAGGCUGUCUGCAAGUAACUUCACCCCUCUGCAGGUAGCACACACACACACUGCAGCGAGGAUUCAGUGCACCUCUGGAGUCCUGGAAACAUUGUUACUAGGCAUGCUGGAUGAUUGGCGCUCAUAGUCCCUCUGCUUGUUCAUUGUCUGAAGGUGACCACGUUUGUGUUGUGAGAUCUCAAAUGAAUUGCGCUUGAUUUCCUCUCGGGUCUGAGCUUUUUCUUCUUUUUUCAAAGCAACCUCACUUUCUCUAACAAAAUCUCGCAAAUCAACCAUUUUUUGGGACACUUGGUCAAGUGUGGUCACACACACACACGAAGAUGUGGGGGGUAAAUGCUGUCUCUUCCCACUUUACAGGAGGAACUGUGUGUUGGUAUCCGUCCAGGCCGCUUGGUUCAGAUUGCACUAACCUCUCCUCCCCACAUGGGGGUGAUGUUUCUCUCUCGGUCUCUCUCUGCCCAUGGAGAGGCCGGUAUAUACUGCUCAGAAGACAGUGACUUUUGCAAAGGAACAGAAAGUCUAUUUUUUAAUCUUAUGCAACAACCGAUUCUUUCACUGUAGGCUAAAUGAAAGGAGUGGAGCAUCACAUCUGUCUUUCUGUCUGUAUAUCUUUGUCAUGUUUGUUUAGUUAGAUUUCUCAGCAUGUGUGCUUUUUCAAAAACAAUGCUUCUCUAUGUGAUUGGGAACUGACCAGUACAGCCACUGAACAGCCCCACUGAAGCAUAUGGAGUUUAAGCUCAGAUGCAGCUUAAGGCCAAUGAUCAAGGGUAGGAGUGUUUUGCUUUCAGCACUCAAAUUCUCUCAGACUGUCCAUAAAUUAAAAAAAAAAAACUGACAGCUUUUAAUCACAGGGCUGCUUCUCUAAUUUUAAAGCCUGCACCAUGUGUCUUUUGGGCGAAAAUCUCACUUUCCUCAUCUGGCAAUGCAAUCCAAGAUGUUGCCAUUAACACAACUAGAAAAAUGUUGUAUGUAGCUUUCACAGUGGUUUUAAAUAUUUGAAAAGCCUCAGGUGCUUAUGAUUUAACUUUUAGAUAUUAUCAAGGCAGAUGGAUUUAGCCAACCUGAAGAUUUUUCCUGAAAUUUGAAGCCACUGAAAAUCUUUUCAUUUUCAAGCUUUUUUUAAAAAAUAAUUCUAGCUAACAAACUGCUCAGAGUUAAUAAUUGGAUUGUGUUGAUUCACUUUUGUUUCAGCCAAUUUAAAUAAAUAAUGUAUGUAUUAGAGGAGCUCAAUUUCAAAACACAUUUUUAAUCCAUUAAAUUGAAGAAUGGUUGUCUGCCCCUUGCCAGCCAGUGAUGUAAAUUAGCUGCUAAUCUUCAACCGUUGAUGAAUUACUUUGAGGUUUUGGCUGUAGCUGAAGGUUUUACUCUUGUAAAAUAGAGGACACCAUAAUUUGGAACAAAACUCUACAUUUACUCUGCAUAGACUAUAUGUGUAUUUGAUUCAUAGAAAAUCUGUAAAUUACAUUCGGAGUGCUUAAGGUUUGCUUCUGAUUGCACUGAACAGUCACUGAGAAAUUACUCAACAACAGUUAAGUGUCUGUACUGUGUGUCCUAGCCUUUGUUUUCUUCAGCAUGGAAAAGACUGAGCAAAGGAGAGUUAAAUGUGGGAAUUGUCACUGGAUGGAGUUUGGGUACAGUCUUUGCGUGUGAAUGAACGUGGACUUGUAUCACUUUAAAUUGUUUACAAAGUGAUUAUUCAUUAGGUUACAAGACACUGAAUGACUAUAGUGUCGCCUGGCUGUUACUUCACCAACCUAAAGCCAUGUGCUCUUGUGGAGCAUUAUACUUGAUUCAGUGAAGAGACUGUGGUUCUUCUGCUAUUAAACUGGUGGGUUGCCUUGUAGUAGAUAAUCGUAUGUGUACUAAAUUUUUGUACGUGUAUCUAUUACUGAUGGCAGGCAAUAUGUAAUUUGACUUGAGUAGCGUUAAUGGUGUUGUGAUGGCUCUCCUACAUGGGACACUUCAGACCUUUUGGGACAUCUACAAAAUGCUACCAGAGCAAUACUACAAGCAAAGUAAGUACACAUUUGAAUCUUGGCCAAAAUAUUGCUGCUUAAAUUGACUAUAAAAUGCAUUAUUUUUGAACAUCUUAUCAAAGUGUUGCCUUUGGAAGUGGAACUUGGAGCAACAGUGCAUUGUCUAAACUGUCUCUACACGCCACCUCUGUACCUUUAUUAUGUGAUUUCACUACUAUGGGAGAAGAUCAUGUUAUUGGCUUCACAGAAAGCUCAGAUUCCAUUCAAUGUAACAUCUACUCUUUGUCGCUUGUCACUUUCCUCAGCGUUGUUUGCAAAAGUAGUUGAAAUUUGUCAGGGAAAAUUUCAGAGAGAGGGGAGAAUAUCAUUAAAGAGCAUAUAUUAAAGUUAAUAAUCAUCAUGGUUCCCUUGAGGAUACUCAGAUUUACUCCAACAUAUCCAAAAGUGUAAAGAUGUAAAUUAUCUUUUGCAGAUGAAGGUAAAAAUGUCCAGGUAAUGGACAUUUGGGAGCCUCCGUAGAAAGGAUCCUUGACACGGGAGAAUGAGAGAGGAAAUGUCAUUUUCUUGUUCAUAGUAUAUAUAAAUGUAUUAUUCAUUAAUUUUCUGUUGUACAAUCAGAUGCAUUUGUGUAUAUAUGAUCUCUUUCUGUAACUAAAAAUGAUUUAGAUACCCUUCGUCUUGAGUGUAUAUUUUAAUGAAAAAUAAAUAAAUUUACAUGAGCUGCAAAAACAAA